This is a messenger RNA of Hypanus sabinus (Atlantic stingray), 3487 nucleotides long. RefSeq names its product tumor necrosis factor, alpha-induced protein 8-like 1 (gene tnfaip8l1). Gene Ontology annotation, cellular component: cytoplasm. Bases 331 to 891 code for a protein of 186 amino acids. The transcript is spliced from 2 exons. NCBI's taxonomy places the organism in Eukaryota, Metazoa, Chordata, Chondrichthyes, Myliobatiformes, Dasyatidae. Gene Ontology annotation, biological process: regulation of apoptotic process. The record is from RefSeq and is a predicted model, not a curated record.
UCAAUUAUUUCCCCUCCCUCUGCCCUGUGGACCUGACAGAUCCUCGCAAAUUUGAAACUUUUUUUUCCCCCUCCUUUUCUUCCUCCCGGAAUCAAGUUUCAUACUCGGCCGAGAAAGGGUUCGGUCUGUCCCUGCGCCGGCCGUCGCAUGUUUAAUCACCCGCUGGAACCCAGUCCUUUAAAGCCGUCCGGAGGAAGCGGAAAGCUUCUUGGGGGGAAAAAGUUGCGAGGAGUUGGCUGGUCGUUGCGGCCGUCCGCGGUUUGAGGAAACCAGGUAAAGCAAACAGAGAUUUCAGCGCAACAAAGAGGCUGGUUAAUACGUAAAGAGACAAUGGAUGUCUUCAACACCAAAAGCCUAGCCAUGCAGGCACAGAAGAAACUACUAGGGAAAAUGGCCAACAAAAGCGUGGCCAAUAUCUUCAUCGAUGACACGAGCAGUGACGUCUUGGAUGAACUCUACCAAGUGACCAAGGAUUAUACUAAAAACAAGAAGGAAGCCCAGAAGGUCAUCAAAAACCUGAUCAAGGUGGUGAUAAAACUCGGGGUUCUCUAUAGGAACAACCAGUUCAAUGCAGAGGAGUUGGUGCUGGUGGAGAAGUUCCGCAAGAAAGUUCACCAGUUAGCUAUGACAGCCGUCAGUUUCUACCAGAUUGACUUCACCUUCGACAGGCGGGUCCUGGCAGGCAUCUUGAACGAAUGCAGGGAAUUGCUGCACCAAGCCAUCAACCGGCACCUGACAUCCAAGUCCCACGGGCGUGUCAACCACAUCUUCAACCAUUUUGCAGACUGUGAGUUUCUAGCCACAUUGUACGGUCCCACAGAGCCCUACCGCACACACGUGCAGAAGCUUUGUGAAGGGAUUAACAAAAUGUUGGAAGACGGAAGCAUUUGAUUGCUGCAUUUCCAAGAAUGACUGAGUGGGUUUACUGUGAGAGCGAGGACUUUGCUGGCAGGGAGGGUGGAGGGGGUUGUGGGAACGGGUGGGGGGGGGAAAUAAAUUGUUUUGGUGAGUUGCUUUUCCCACCUCUGGUAGAUUAAUCUGCCAGGAUUUAUUGCUGAAAUAUUUUACUGUGGGCAGUCACUUAGUGUACUGUAAGUCACGUCCACCCAAGCCUAGUGACAGAAUAAUACUCACUAAAGGUAUGGACAUUGUUCUUUGAAAGGUGCAGAUUGAAUCCAAAGCCUUUGCCUAGAUAAUGAGGCUACUUUUCACAAACGCUAAAUAAGCCUUGCCAUCUAGUUCAUCCCUUUGAGAGUCUGCUAAAUUGUAUGGGUUUCCUAUUCUAACUUCCAAGCCCAAGUAGCCUUUGCCAUUGGGGUAUCCGGUAAUAAGAGGUUUAAUCUGGGUUACGGUAGGACAGGAUAUGAAACCUGGGACACCAGGCAAAAGUCGUGAAGGCAGGUUCAGACUCAACGACGCUGCCCCUAUAACCAUUAGCACAUGAUACGCACAUUGCCUCUGUGUUUGAGUGAGAUAUCUUCAGCCUUUGAGAAAGAAAGAUGGAAACUUGGUGGGGGAGUGAUUUUGAGAAGGAGGAAGAGUGAACGUAAAGCAAGUCCAUUAAUAACUUGAAUCCAACAUAAACCAUUAGAAUCAUUCUAUAACUGCAAAGACUUGGCCUUGAGCUUAUAAAAACACUGAUUUGGAACGUUUAGCCUGGAGCCACAAAUUGGGCUGAACUCAAAAUGGACCUGUCAGCUUUAUUUUCUAUCGGUAAUGUCAAAGGAUUAUAUACCAUAUACAUUUGAUGAAGUGCAAUGCUAUAAAUGGCUCAGUGGGAUUUCCUUGGGAUUUGAGACCACCAAGUUUCUGGUUCUGUUUAUGUGUGAUUGCCUUCUGCCUUCUGCAGUGGGAGCUAUUCUAAAUCCAAAACGUGUGUCUUUGUGAAGUGUGUUGUAUUGGCUUUAAAACUAAAGGAUUGCUAUCUAUCUUAAUGUGAAAUAUCUUCUAUUGUGGUUUUAUUUUUGUUUCAUCUGUGCUUUAAUUGUUUGUAUUGUUGGUCGUGUUUUUUUAAAAAUUGUAAAUUCCAUUAAUCCCUCAACCACGAUUUAGCUGCUGGCACUGAGAAUAACUGGGUCAUGAGAUAAUAAAGGGAGCUACGCCCUAACAGGUUUUCUUCAGUUGCUGCUCCAUUGAACUGCGGCAGAUUUGUUCUUGCUGACUCUCCAGAGGAAUAAAUAUGAACCAGAGAUCAUACUGUUGAUCACAGCCAGUGGGCCAGAUGACAGGGUCGGUCUGAUCUGUGAUGGCCACGUGAUUGAGUAGCCUCUCGGCACUACUUCUCGUUUCUUUUCCACACUUGAAACCAGCCGAGUGGUAAUGCAGAGGUCACAAUCGCACUAUCUAAGCUCCGGGCAUAUUGCUGAUCUGUGAGAGCAGUGGAUGAGACCACAAAUCCUUUGCCAAGUAAGGAAGCAGAAUUAGUCCCAGAGGUAUAUGCCAACUUAGCGUGUUGCUGGGAGUGCAUUAGCAAAAAUGAUUGGUCAUUACAGGGGAAGUGAUAGCUGCUCAGGCUGUGUAUGAAUCUAAAUGAAGUUAUUGCUAUGGGUAAUAUUGAUUCAAAAGAAGCUUCACCUUUGAAUUGGAAUUGUCUAAACCUUUAUCUUUCCUGAUUUCAUUCUUGUAAAGGGCUGUGUGGAAUCUGAAAUGCAUUACGGAGUGAGUUGUGGGUCUGUAUCUGUAAUUCCUCCACACUGAGUAAUGGAUUUCAUUGGAAGUGGAUAGCUAGUUCUCCAGGGCACAGGGAGAACAGCAAUCAAUAUAGCCAUUCCCACUGGGUGGGUGCCCUUUGCCAUCUGCAUGAGGGCUGGAAUAACCCAUUGCCAUUCUUCUGAAGAGCCAGAACAAAAGGGAGACCUGUAAUCCACUGCCCCAUUCCACACAGGGCAGGCUGUGAAUAAAUCACGGCAGAAGAAAGACAGUCUGAAAGACUGCCUCCAGCACUGUGCUGGAAAUGGGAAUCCUUCAGGAAACUCAAUCUACUGGGACUGGGGCAACAAAGGGCUGAUUUCAAAAGUUUGGUCCACUGAAUCAAUAACUAAUGUAUAUUUUAAUUAUGUACAGUUCUUCCAAAUAUUGGGAAGAAUUAUCUUGAUAUGGAAACACAAGCAUUAUUUUAUUCUAUGUGCUCAAGAAAGAAACUGACUUUUGAGACAUUUUUAUAAUACAUCUGUGGUUUAAAAAAUAAAUGCUGAAUAACACAAACUGAGAACUUUGUCUGAUGAUGUGGCAUAACUUUGGAAGGAUGAUGAAGGUUGGAAUCAAAUGACAGCAUUAUAUUCACAAAACUUCCAGAGGAAAUACCCAGAGCUACAGACAUAGGGUAUUUAUUCAAACUUUAUCAGCUAGAGCGGGGGUCGGCAACCCGCGGCUCCGGAGCCGCAUGUGGCUCUUUUACGUCUGUGCUGCGGCUCCCUGUUGCUUUGGGAAAUAAUUGGUUGUGGCGACCCUUUUCCUGGCACAUCCGAACCGACUCACAAUUAGAUAG